Hordeum vulgare subsp. vulgare (domesticated barley) is the source of this 1146-nucleotide messenger RNA. Its product is annotated as protein SRG1-like. Bases 1 to 1146 code for a protein of 381 amino acids. The record is from RefSeq and is a predicted model, not a curated record. The transcript has 4 exons. Lineage: Eukaryota; Viridiplantae; Streptophyta; Magnoliopsida; Poales; Poaceae.
AUGUCUGAUUUUGGGUAUCGAGACGGUCAUUUAAAAUGGAAUAAGACUACAUUCCGGAUUCUUCUUUUUCCUAGUGCAAGUGCAACAGGGGCAGCUAGAGCGAUGACGACGGUGCAGGAGCUUGCUGGAGCCCUCGGCACACCCGACGUGCCCGAGCUGUACGUCGUGCGCACGCACAAGGACCAACAGCUCUCUGCGACGGUUGUAGCACCGAUCCCUGUCAUCGACCACGGCCGCCUUCUAAAUAAGGACGACAGCGCCGACGAAACCAAGAAGCUCCGGUCAGCGAUCGAGUCCUGGGGCCUCUUCAUGGUCAGUAACCACGGCGUAGACGCCGAGGUUAUAGACAGCAUGAGAGUCGCGUCGAAAGAGUUUUUCCGACAGCCGCUGGAAGAGAAGCAAAGAUACAGUAACUUGAACUGCGACGAGCAGUUCCAGUCCGAGGGGUACGGGAACGACCGGGUGAGCUCGCCGGACCAGACCCGGGACUGGACUGACCGCCUCUACCUCAAGGUGGAGCCGGAGGACGAGCGAUGUAUGGCCCUCUGGCCAGCCCAUCCCAAAAACUUCAGGGAUAUUCUGCACGAGUUCACCAAGAAUUGUGGGCAGUUGAAGGAUGAUCUGCUUCGGGCAAUGGCGAAGCUGCUCGAGCUUGACGACGAGGACUACUUCGUGGACCAGCUUGGGAAGAAGGCUCUUACAAACGCUAGAUGCAGCUACUACCCACAGUGUCCCAGGCCAGACCUCGUCUUCGGUCUCAAACCCCACUCCGAUGGAACCGUUGUUACCGUCCUAAUGGCAGAUGACAAUGUCGGUGGCCUGCAAGUUCUCAGAGAUGGAGUUUGGUGGGACGUACCAAUCGUACCACACACACUGUUGAUCCUUAUAGGAGAUCAAAUUGAGAUAAUGAGCAAUGGAAUAUUUAAGAGCCCUGUCCAUAGGGUCAUCACAAAUACAAAGAAAGAAAGGCUAUCAGUGGCUCUAGACUACUCUGUUGAUCCUGAGAGAGAAAUCGAGCCAUCGCCUCAGUUGGUCAAUCAAAAGAGACCAGCGUUGUACAGAAAAGUGAAGGUCAAGGACUACAUUGCCACUUAUUACAAUCAUUUUUUUGAAGGGAAAAUGGUUAUCGAUACGAUCAAGAUAUGA